Messenger RNA from Neoarius graeffei (lesser salmon catfish), 1774 nucleotides. RefSeq names its product solute carrier family 25 member 38a (gene slc25a38a). Lineage: Eukaryota; Metazoa; Chordata; Actinopteri; Siluriformes; Ariidae. Gene Ontology annotation, cellular component: mitochondrion; mitochondrial inner membrane. The transcript has 5 exons. Gene Ontology annotation, biological process: glycine import into mitochondrion. The coding region runs from base 354 to 1106 and encodes 250 amino acids. The record is from RefSeq and is a predicted model, not a curated record. Gene Ontology annotation, molecular function: glycine transmembrane transporter activity.
UUGGCAUGGUAACAGUCUUCCUCACUGUUGUGAAGACGGAGAAGCUGCUUGGACUUUGGAAGGGAGUCUCACCUGUGAGUGACUGUCAUAUACACACACACACUCAUUGUGUACACUACCUGGCCAAAAGUAUGUGGACACCUCACUGUCCCAUCCAUGUGGUUCUUCUUCUCCAAACUGUUACCACAAAGUUGGAAGUUCGCUGGAAAUACGCGACCCAAACCCGUUCCAGUCUGACCAUACUUCCAUGAAGACAAGGUUGGAGUGAAGAACUCGAGUGUCCUGCACAGAGCCCUGACCGAACUCAAAACCUUUAGGAUGAACUGACUCUCCUCAACAUCCCAACUAGCUGAAUGAACACACAUCCCCACAGCCACGCCCUAAAAUCGAGUGGAAAGCCUUCCCAGAAGAGAAGAUGCACAUACGGGUGGUGUCACGGUCAUGGAGUGUACAAACCUUUGGCCAGUUCGUUUGUACGGUGUAUCCCCGGUGUGGGAAUCUACUUCAGCACCUACUACAGCGUGAAGCAGCACUUCUUCUGUGACCGAGCGAUGCAUCCCGUGGAGGCCAUGCUGCUGGGGGCUGGAGCCCGCUGUGUCGCGGGAGUCUGCAUGCUGCCGGUCACCGUCAUCAAAACGCGCUUUGAGAGUGGGCGUUAUAACUACAGCAGUGUAGCAGGAGCUCUGCGCAGUGUGUGUCGGACAGAGGGGACGAGAGCGCUGUUCUCCGGUCUCACAGCCACUCUGCUCCGAGACGUUCCCUUCUCCGGCAUCUACGUCAUGUUCUACAGCCAGGCCAAGAACACGCUGCCUCACGAGAUAAGUGAGUCGGCGUACGCCACGUUGGCGAACUUCAGCUGUGGCGUUGGAGCGGGGGUGUUGGCGUCUCUGAUCACGCAGCCUGCAGAUGUGGUGAAGACACACAUGCAGGUGAAUCCUCAUCGCUUCAGAAGGAGCGCAGACGCUCUCACGUACAUCUACAGCGAACACGGCUUGGCUGGGUUCUUCCGUGGUGCCGUGCCUCGCUGUCUCCGUAGGACGAUGAUGGCGGCGAUGGCGUGGACCGUGUACGAGCAGCUCAUGGCUCGAAUGGGCCUCAAAUCCUGAAGGAGGAAAUCCAGGAUGAAGAAAAGAGAUUGAUUUUAAAGCAGAAGAGAAAGCUGGAGACUGAAGUAGGAACGAGGUGGAGAACUGAGAUUUGGAGUCAGUGACCUUAUUAAACCUUCACCAGUCUACUAACAGCUGAGAAUUAAGAGUGAUGGACAAAAAAAAGAAAAAGUUUUUGUACUGUACACACCUGGAGAUUCAGGUAGUGUUGGGGAGAUGGAUGGAAGGAAGGAAAGUGUUCUUUUGGUAUCAGGAUCCUUCCUGCUUUUAUUACACCUUCAGCAUUUAGAUAAAGGAGUAAUGACUUAUGGAGGGGGGGAAGCGUCCAAGACAUCACCUUUCUGUUCAUAACCUUGAUUGGUGUCCAAAACUAAGUAACAUUACAGCAGCUAUAAUCAGAAAACUACAGCCUCCUUCCAGAACAUCUCCUUAACCACACUGCCAGCAAGUUACACGGCUUUUCCUUCAUUCAGGAAACUGGUGUUAUGACAGAAAAUUAAACCAACAGUUUCAUGGGACAAUCACAUGUGUGUGUGGGAUUGCUGGAGGAAACUUUAAUAACCUGUGAGAGCACUGAACGACAAUUUUACUGGUUUAUCAGCACUGUGAUCCAAUGAUGUACAUUAUAUUGUGUUUGCUAACUUGUCAAUAAAAAUUUCUGAAUCAUC